AUGUUUGAGCCAACGGAACAACACACUUUGGAAGGUUCAGCAAACCUUUCCGAUGACCCAAUCUACACAAAUUCGAGGCCUUGGAGCGCAUCAACCAGAAGGCUUUUUCGGAAGAAUCUACUUGAAGUCGUGGAUGAGAACGAGAAUUAUUCCAGAGAUGUCACCAAUCUGGAGAGACCAAAAACAGGAGCAAGCUCUAUAACUCUCGUCGCCUUGAAGAACACCCUGAUUCUUCUUGCUUUCUCCUUUCCAAUCGUUGCAUUUGCUCUCGUCCUCAGAAUUCCACAAUGGUACAGUUUUCAUGCCGAUUACCGGGUGAAAACAUUCACGCACUGCAAUUUCAAUGGCAAAUUUACUCCCGACGCCACACCCUCGAUCAGCAUGUGGGACAAGUCCGGCUUUUUCUACAUCACUGUUGCUUGGGGAAAGAUGGCAUUUUCGACCGCCAAAUUUAUAGACAUCGUCUGGGACAUUGCUAUGGGACGCGCCGGUCAAGCUUUCCUGGCCUGGGUCACGUAUAGAGUUUCGUCUCAGUAUUUGGCCAUGGCUAUGUACGAAGCGUCAGUGUCUUAUACUACCUUUGAAUCUUUGGCUUUUGUCCCCCCAACUUUGACAAGGACAGGACGACUGGCGGGAGAACUAUUGACAAAUCGUGGCUGGAGACCAAGAUUGAUCAUGGUCUGGAUCAUCUUGUCCUCGCUAUUUGUUCUCAGCUUUUCUUCUCUGGUCACCGCCAUGUCCGGUUACAGCAGCAACAUGUGGGCGGUCAUGAACAAUUAUGAAGGUGAAGCUGUCGAUUGGUCAGAUUAUGAGGUUGUUCAAUUUGCCAUCAACGACGCCUGGCGCAUCGAGGAGCCUGGCCCGGUCAGCAUCACGAUGGGUAACACGUGCCUUCAGCAAGGGUUCACAUCCGAUGACGACGAUGAUGAUUCAAACAGUUACUACCGCCGAGAUGACAGUGAUGAAGAUGAAGAUGACCACGACGAUGAGGACGACGAUCCUUUCGAAUACGUCCCUUUCAAUUGUACCCUGUUCUGGCGAACCGUUCAAUACGUCAAUUUAUAUGGACUUAAUAGUGCUCGUAAAAUACCCAGCACAUUCACUCUGAAUGGGAAAACACACAACCUGACUUCGCCAACGCUAAACAUCACAACCUCAUACACAGCCGCCUCUCUCAAAACCCUUUCCACCUAUCUCGAAAACUUCUCCAUCGAGCUAUCAUCUUCUCUGAACUCCGUCAACGACCUCAGCGACUCAACUUUCUGGAUCUACGACAACGAAACUUAUUCCUGGGACUACGUCCUUGACCAUGCCACCUGCCGCUACAGCAAAUGGCACAAUUGGGGCUUCUCAUUUCUUCUCCUGUUCAUCACCACUUUACUCCUCGCUGUCUGGACCGUAGGCACCUACGCCUUGUGGCUGUACGUUUAUCUCCAUGGUCCAAGAAGCGACAGUAGCCAACAUGCAUCGGGUAUGGGGUCAGGGACAAUUGGUAUCUACCGCUCAAGCUGGGACUUGGUCGAGGCGAUGCGAAGAGAUCUAGGCCCCCACGCCAUCACGUCCGACAUGGGCGAAAGGGACAUCCGCAACCUCGUGAGACGUCGUCGCGUUGGCGGCCUUCAGGACAUCAGAUACGGUCCUGGAACAACCCAGAGCCACACGACAUUCGAAACUGAAAAACACUCUCAUCAUCUACCAACAACUACUCCUUCAUGCUCACAAAGCCCAAUCCAACUGCACCCGACGCGCUGGGAAGAAUUCCGCUCCUGGCUAUCCCCUUCUUCAUUCCACCACACCAGCUCGACUUUCUCCUCAACUUCGCAGCAUCCAAUCCUCAUGCCGCCCGGUACACCAGGAACGAUGACUUCGCGAAUGUCCUCCACGGCUCCUAGUCCUAGUUUGGCAUCUCCAAGCUCGACGAUUUUCGGCUUCGCGAACCAACCACUCGCCACGUCGCCCACGGACAUGAUCUCUGAUACUGGCACUGGUAUGGUUUUGCCGAAUCCAGUCAAUGUUGGCAGCCGCAGAAAAUCCUCACGACGUCCCAAAUUCGGUAGACUCAGACGCAUGUCUCUUUCCGGCCACGGUCAACAGCGCGCAAACAAAACUGCUUCUGCUUCUGCUUCCGCUGCACAAUUUCCAUCAAUGCCCUCAAUAGCCGCGUCGUGGUGGCUUCCCUCCGCCGUGGCUACGUCUUCGUCCUCGUCAUCAUCGAGUACAGCGGCACGAUCGAUCGCAGACGCAGACUCACCAAUCCGCGCCGACAGCUGGCCGGAGCGUCGUGGUCCGUCGAAACCCACGACGGAGAAUGCUGUUGUAUUUAGGAAUGAUUUGGGCGACGACCAAGCAUGA
Messenger RNA from Rhinocladiella mackenziei CBS 650.93, 2352 nucleotides. RefSeq lists its product as uncharacterized. The transcript is spliced from 2 exons. The record is from RefSeq and is a predicted model, not a curated record. Bases 1 to 2352 code for a protein of 783 amino acids. Lineage: Eukaryota; Fungi; Ascomycota; Eurotiomycetes; Chaetothyriales; Herpotrichiellaceae.